This is a messenger RNA of Protomyces lactucae-debilis, 1251 nucleotides long. RefSeq lists its product as uncharacterized. NCBI's taxonomy places the organism in Eukaryota, Fungi, Ascomycota, Taphrinomycetes, Taphrinales, Protomycetaceae. The annotation marks the transcript as partial. The record is from RefSeq and is a predicted model, not a curated record. The transcript has a single exon.
UGCCAAUAACGACACGUUGCGUGCAUUAAGGAGUACGUGUCAGAGACUCAACGAUAUUGCAACGCCUCUGGUCUUUGCUCAGCUAAGAUACAUGGACAUCAAUCGACUCAGUACAUCCAGUAGAUGUCUUGGUAGUAUACUGCAACGGCCUUUUGCAGAGUUUGUGCGAAAACUGGAAGUUCGUGUUCAGCUCCUACUUCAACCUGCAGCAACAUAUGACACUGCCUCCGCUGGCCCUGUACGGUCUCAUCUUUGCAAGUUGACGAAGCUGGAAGAACUGAUUCUGCAUGAUAUGAGUCCAAAGCACGGUUUCUGGAAGAAUGGCUUUGCGCGGCAGAAUGUCAUCUACACCGCCAACGUCGUUGAUGCAUUGAACGACAUUUUGGCAGCAUCCUCGAAGACGCUCAAGAAGCUGUCUUUUAUCAACUACCGUACUUGCUAUCUGCCAAAUCUCGAACCUCCAGUGGCUCAAGCAAGUCAAUCGAAAACAAGCUUGGCUGGACUCAGUCACUUUACCCUCACUUUGAGACCCAGAAAGCAAAUUGGGGAGUAUGAAUCUGCUCGAGAAUGUGAUGCACGCCUCCACUCACUGUUGCUGUCAGCCAAGAACAUCACUCACUUGCGUCUCGAGCUUGACGAGUUCAUUACAGGUGCAGACCUCUGGCCAGGUUUGUUCUUUCCAAAUCUCUUCAAACUCCACACAGCACGAAUUGAUGCCAUUGAAGCUACUGAUAGUACUUUUAUGAUUUUGCAUGGAAAGACGCUGAAGCAUCGUGUUGUCGAGGAGAGCUUUUUCGUUGGCAGGAGUGCAGAUUGGAGUCGACGUCUCAUGGACUCCAGCAUUCGCUUGGAAUCAUUCAUCGUCAAGAACACCGCCCUCACGGAUCUGGAUCCAGGAGAGGUAGAUGAUCACUUGACGUGGUUCGACUACUUUUGCAUUUGCCCCUUGAAAGUCUAUGAGAUGCACCUCACAAAACGAGACUACUACACACCAGCACUUCAGUCUCAUCUGGACUUCAUGAAGUGGCCUCCUUGUCUAGAAAUGAUCAAGUUGAAGGCUUGUGGUCUGCAACUCGAUCACCUGCGAGAUCGGAUCAUGCGAGAGCACCCGAAUGCGUCAGUGCAUGUCGAGAUGCUCGAAGAGUGGGAUGAGUCUGAUGACUAAGACCAGUAUGGCUAAGCGUGUAUAGUCUUUAUCCUUGUGCUCUCUGCCAUGCGACAGAUAGAACAAUAAUCAGACAGCCAAGUCAC